This is a messenger RNA of Exophiala mesophila, 585 nucleotides long. RefSeq lists its product as uncharacterized. The coding region runs from base 1 to 585 and encodes 194 amino acids. NCBI's taxonomy places the organism in Eukaryota, Fungi, Ascomycota, Eurotiomycetes, Chaetothyriales, Herpotrichiellaceae. The transcript has 2 exons. The record is from RefSeq and is a predicted model, not a curated record.
AUGGCUCCAGCAGAAGAACCCGAGAAAGGCGACAAAGUAUCGUGGAACUGGGGUGGCGGUGCACCAGGAGGAAAGGUGGCCGAGAAGAAGACCGAAGGCGAGAUCGCCAUUACAUCCAAGAAGGGGAACAAGAUCAAGAAGAACGCUGAACCUAACAACCCCGCGGUGCACAUUGAACGGUCGGGAAAUGAUGUGGUCAAGAAAGCCUCGGAGCUCAACAUCGAACAAAAGGCCAACGGCUCAAGCGGUGGUGGUGGCGCGACAGGCAAGGAUAAGGACAAAGACGACGGCGGGUCCAAGUCAGGCAACAAUAAGAGGAAGCAUGACCAGGCAGAGAAAAACGGCGAUAGUGCUCUAGAGGAGAACGCAGAGGGAAAGACUGUCAAACCGGGUGGUAAGGACAGUCCCAAGAAGCAGAAGCAAGAGCCCACGAGCAAAGAAGACAAGAAGGAAGAUGUACCAAACGGCGGACCCAAGAGAAAAGCUGGUCGGCCCAAGAAAGACGAAGGGGCAUCAUCCAAAAAGAAAGAUGCCACUCCGCGAUCAACAGAUGGCAUUGGUUCCAGGACUCGAAGUCGUACCUAG